Messenger RNA from Dichotomopilus funicola, 3906 nucleotides. RefSeq lists its product as uncharacterized. Gene Ontology annotation, cellular component: membrane. Gene Ontology annotation, molecular function: phosphorelay sensor kinase activity. The record is from RefSeq and is a predicted model, not a curated record. Lineage: Eukaryota; Fungi; Ascomycota; Sordariomycetes; Sordariales; Chaetomiaceae. Gene Ontology annotation, biological process: phosphorelay signal transduction system; cellular hyperosmotic response; phosphorylation. The transcript has 6 exons. Bases 1 to 3906 code for a protein of 1301 amino acids.
AUGAGCGGCGAGUCCCCGCUGGCGGUCGUCACUGCCGUCAUUCGAUCCCUCGCGACAGACCCGACGACACACCCCCCGGGCGUUUCCCAAGCCUGCCCGGUCCGGCUCCCCGGCGACGACACCAACGAGAAACGCGACCUUGAGCUUGAGCUUGCCGCUCUUGUCCGUAGAGUUCAACAUCUCGAGGCUCGGGCGAACUCGGCCGGUAACCACACCUUUCCCGAUACGCCAAACGAGACGGCAGAGACACUCUUUGGGGAUGAUAGAAGCCGGCAGCGCCCGAGACUGCACCCGAACCUCCCGCAGAAUGGCCCGAUCGAUCAGGCCGCCCUCGAGGGUCUCCGGGACCAUGUCGACGACCAGUCCAAGCUGCUCGACAGCCAGCGCCAAGAACUAGACGGCGUGAACGCUCAGCUUCUUGAGCAAAAGCAACUUCAGGAGAAGGCAUUGGCAAUGUUGGAACAGGAACGCGUGGCUACUCUUGAGCGCGAGCUGUGGAAGCACCAGAAAGCGAACGAGGCCUUCCAAAAGGCGUUGCGUGAGAUUGGUGAAAUUGUCACUGCGGUCGCUCGUGGUGAUCUUUCCAAGAAGGUCCGCAUGAACAGUGUGGAAAUGGACCCCGAGAUCACAACCUUCAAGCGCACCAUCAACACCAUGAUGGACCAACUGCAAGUCUUCUCCAGCGAAGUGUCUCGUGUGGCCCGUGAGGUCGGAACCGAAGGCAUCCUAGGUGGUCAAGCUCAGAUUGAAGGAGUCGAUGGCACAUGGAAGGAGUUAACCGACAAUGUGAACGUAAUGGCUCAGAACCUCACCGAUCAAGUGCGCGAAAUCGCUUCCGUGACAACGGCUGUGGCUCAUGGCGAUCUCACCAAGAAGAUCGAGCGUCCCGCCAAGGGCGAGAUCCUUCAACUUCAGCAGACCAUUAAUACCAUGGUGGACCAACUGAGAACAUUCGCCUCCGAAGUCACACGUGUCGCUAGAGAUGUCGGAACCGAGGGUAUACUCGGGGGUCAAGCCGACGUCGAAGGGGUGCAGGGCAUGUGGAACGAGCUAACUGUCAACGUGAACGCCAUGGCCAACAAUUUAACCACACAAGUGCGAGACAUCAUCAAGGUCACCACGGCUGUCGCCAAGGGUGACUUAACCCAAAAGGUGCAGGCUGAAUGCAGGGGAGAGAUCUUCGAACUCAAGAAAACUAUCAACUCCAUGGUGGACCAGCUUCAACAGUUUGCUCGCGAAGUCACCAAGAUCGCCAGGGAAGUCGGAACUGAGGGUAGACUAGGAGGUCAGGCCACCGUCCACGACGUCCAGGGAACCUGGCGGGACCUAACCGAAAAUGUCAAUGGCAUGGCCAUGAACUUAACGACGCAAGUGCGUGAGAUCGCCAAGGUUACAACCGCCGUCGCCAAAGGUGAUCUUACCAAGAAGAUUGGGGUCGAGGUGCAGGGUGAAAUCUUGGAUCUGAAGAACACGAUCAACACCAUGGUUGACCGCCUGGGAACGUUCGCUUUCGAAGUCAGCAAAGUCGCUAGGGAGGUCGGCACCGAUGGCACGCUCGGCGGUCAAGCCCAGGUCGACAAUGUGGAGGGUAAAUGGAAAGAUCUCACCGAAAAUGUCAACACCAUGGCCAGGAACCUGACAUCGCAGGUGCGUGGUAUAUCCACGGUCACACAAGCCAUUGCCAACGGCGACAUGAGUCGGAAGAUCGACGUUGAAGCCAAGGGAGAGAUACUCAUCCUAAAAGAAACCAUCAACAACAUGGUUGAUAGGUUGUCCAUAUUCUGUAACGAAGUACAGAGGGUGGCCAAGGACGUCGGAGUUGACGGCAUAAUGGGCGGUCAAGCCGACGUGGCUGGGCUGAAGGGGAGAUGGAAAGAAAUCACGACUGAUGUCAAUACAAUGGCUAACAAUUUGACUGCUCAAGUACGAGCAUUCGGCGACAUCACAAACGCCGCAACGGAUGGCGACUUUACGAAGCUCGUUGAAGUUGAAGCGUCCGGCGAGAUGGAUGAGCUGAAAAAGAAGAUCAACCAGAUGGUGUACAACCUCAGGGACAGUAUUCAGAGGAACACACAGGCUAGGGAGGCGGCCGAACUAGCCAACAAGACGAAGUCAGAGUUUUUGGCGAACAUGUCGCACGAGAUCCGAACACCGAUGAACGGUAUCAUCGGUAUGACCCAGCUCACGCUCGACACGGACUUGACCCAAUACCAGAGAGAGAUGCUCAAUAUCGUCAACUCGCUGGCUAAUAGCUUGUUGACCAUUAUUGAUGACAUUCUCGAUCUGUCCAAGAUCGAGGCGCGGAGGAUGGUCAUCGAGGAGAUCCCGUACACGGUGCGGGGUACCGUCUUCAACGCCCUCAAGACGCUAGCCGUCAAGGCGAACGAGAAGUUCUUGGACCUCACGUACCGUGUCGACAGCUCGGUGCCUGACCACGUCGUCGGCGACUCCUUCAGGUUGCGCCAGAUUAUUCUCAACCUGGUUGGCAAUGCCAUCAAGUUUACCGAGCACGGCGAAGUUAGUCUUACGAUCCAAAAGGCGCAGGCCGUGCAGUCUGGAAACCCAGGCGAGUACGCCAUCGAGUUCAUCGUGGCCGACACGGGUAUCGGUAUUCCGUCGGACAAGCUUGAUCUCAUCUUUGACACCUUCCAGCAGGCCGACGGGUCUAUGACUCGCAAGUUUGGCGGGACUGGCUUGGGUCUUUCCAUUUCGAAACGACUCGUCAAUCUCAUGGGUGGUGAUGUCUGGGUGAAGAGCGAGUACGGCAAGGGCAGCAAGUUCUACUUCACGUGUAUCGUCCGCCUAGCGAACGAGGAUGUGGCUUUGAUCGCCAAGCAGCUCAACCCUUACAAGGGCCACCAAGUGCUCUUCAUCGACAAGGGCAGAACCGGCCACGGGGCCCAGAUCGUGCAAAUGCUCGAAACGUUGGGCUUGAUGCCCAUCGUUGUUGAGUCCGAGAAGAACCCGGCCCUGGACAAGGCCCGCGGCCAAGGCACCGCGCCUUACGAUGUUAUCAUUGUUGAUUCCAUUGAGGAUGCGCGUAGGCUGCGCUCAGUCGACGAUUUCAAGUACCUCCCGAUCGUCCUUCUCGCACCGGUGGUCCAUGUAUCGCUCAAGUCCUGCUUGGACCUGGGCAUCACCUCAUACAUGACCACGCCCUGCAAGUUGAUUGACCUUGGAAACGGGAUGGUUCCCGCGCUGGAGAAUAGGGCCACGCCGUCGCUAGCGGAUAAUACCCGCUCGUUUGAGAUCUUGUUGGCCGAAGACAACACUGUGAACCAGCGGCUUGCCGUUAAGAUCCUCGAGAAGUAUCACCACGUUGUCACCGUUGUCGGCAACGGUGAGGAGGCCGUGGUGGCCGUUAAGCGGAAGAAGUUCGACGUGAUCCUGAUGGACGUGCAGAUGCCAAUCAUGGGUGGCUUUGAAGCGACCGGCAAGAUCCGCGAGUACGAGCGUAACCUCGGCAACCAACGCACCCCUAUCAUCGCCCUGACAGCGCACGCUAUGAUGGGCGACCGUGAGAAGUGUAUCCAGGCGCAGAUGGACGAGUACCUCUCCAAACCGCUGCAGCAAAACCACCUCAUCCAGACCAUCCUCAAGUGCGCCACCCUCGGCGGCCAGCUACUCGAAAAGAAUAGGGAACGCGAGCUGGCACGCGCUGCCGAUGCCGCCACUGGCAGCCGUCGCGAUAACCCGACCCUUGCGGCGGCAUACCAAGCGUCGGCCGCCGCUAAUGCCGCGUCUGCCGCUGUUCGGCCACCGCUGUCUACCCGCGCUAUUACCGCUGCUGAUAACAUCAGUGCCUUGGACAGCCCAUCACUAGUGACGGGCGAGAACGACGAUCCCUUGAAUCGGGCGCGGUCAAGCCUGUCGGAACCAAACAUCCACUCUGCGCAGAUUGGCUAA